AUGUCCAUGCAGCCACUUCAAGAGAAAGAGGAAGCGGACUACAACCCAGAGAUUGGAGCUGCCAAAGAGCCAACUCAUGAUCCGCCUUCUCCAGUUGAACCUCCAUUCAUUUCCGCGUUCCCGCCCAUAUCGACUGCUGCGCGGGCAUAUCUCGAAAGCUUGCACGACCAGUUGGCCACACUCAUCAAAACAGGCGGAUUCUUUGUCCCUUGGGCAGGAAGAAGUCCACCACCGAGCGCUACCUACUCAAGCCCAGACACGAUGACUUUUAUUGAGGCCCUUGGGCUUCAAACGAUGGAUGCUAGAGAUGACUUCAACCUCUUAACGCACGACUUGGGCAGGUUCUCAAGGGAACCUGUGCUCAAAGAACGGCUUUUGCGCCUCUUCUCCCCAAAGAACAAUAAGUUCCUCGUCAACGGCUCUGCAUCUGGCAAAACCCGGCUUUGCUACGAAGGAUUGUGCAACGCUUGGGGCCUUUAUUUCACUAUCGUCGUUGACGGAGGACGAUUGGGUAGUCUCGAUAUUGAAAGCACAGUCGAAAAGUGCUCAAGGGGCUCAUGGAGUGUUUCAGCGUACAAACUCGUAACUCAACAAUUUGGCGCCAUCUUACUGGCGCGCUUACUCUUCCUUCUCUACUUCCUGGACAUCCUUUCUGUGAAUGGUGCGCCACUGAAUGACCAACAUAAAUUGCAGUGGCUCCAGUUCCAACUUCAUCCUUGCUCUGUGUACGCCGAAGACAGUCCCGAAUGCUUCUUCGGUCUGGCGGAACUGCUCAUCGAGCAUGACUCUGCAUAUAUGGCGAAGAACAUUGCCAAUGCGCUGAGGCAGAUAAAAAAAGCUAUUGGAGCCGACUUCGAGAAAGGCUUUUUUAUUGUCAUUGAUGAGGCUCAAGAGGCACUCGAGCAGUCUGCGAUGGGAGAAUCCCUCAACCAGCAUCGCCAGCCUCUGCUCGUUGAUCUUCUGCAAGUUUGGUCGGAUAUGACCGAGGGAGAGUGUACCUUUAUUUGUGCUGGAAUUGGCAUACCGCAAACGACGAUAGUCCCAACUGGCUUUUCUUGGCAGUGGACUUCAGACACCGGAGCGUUUGACGACCCCGAUGAGUAUGAGGCCUAUGUGUCGAAAUUCCUUCCCCCUCUUCUUCGCGAUAGCUCUUCUGGGCAUCUACUGAUGGCGCGAAUGUGGCGCUGGCUUAGAGGAAGGCAUCGGCUAACGGACGGGUUUCUUACCAUCCUUAUUUGUGAGGGUCUAGAUUACCCACAUACCUGCCUCUCGGAUUACCUUAAGACGAUGACUCACCUUCGGCCCUUGGAUGUGGUCCAAAUUGAGGAAACCGAGAAAACCCCCCCUGGAUGGGGUUGGACGAAUCGUCUUGGGCGACUGAAUACAGAAAACGCCUCAACUCGUCGGUGUUUCAUGGCCAUGUUGCUUUUGUCUCAUCGCACCCCAGAUAUCAAAGAAUUCGUUACCGAAGCGUUGUAUCGUACCAUGGCCACUCACGAAUCGUCUCCCUUUGGCGCCGAAAAUGCGGAACUCGUGAAUCGAGGAUAUGGCUACUGGACUGACGACAAACUGAAAGUCGGAGUCCUUAAUGAGCCAUCUCUUCUUGCCAGCGCUGCUCGGACCUGGUUUCCGCUUCCAGAACGGCCUUAUCGGCAAGAACCGAAUCGUUGGCCUGCGACUUUUAUUGGCACGCUGGAUCUCAAUCCCCCAAGUACACCUGACGGAGUAGCGCAUUGUCUUGUGUUCUAUUUCUCGCAGGUGUUCGGAACAUCAAGGCUGCUCACAGACAUCUUCAAAUUCCCUCAUCAAAUACCUGUGUGGGCUCGUCAAACAGCGCGGCUUGUCCGCUGGUACUGUAACAAAGAAGGCCAGCCUGAGUAUUCUACAGUUGAUCCAGAAGAGGAUGCAUCACGUCUACCACUGGCAACAAGAUGCUCAACUCUAGACGACACAAAACAAUGGUUAGAACAUCGUCAUGGCACCCCGUUCUGUCUCUCCUCCCUUCCCAACUUCGACAUCCUCUUCUCGCUCCAGCUCGCAGAUGAAUCAUUCCUAUGGGUCAGCAUUCGUGCAUGCGCUAUCGAUGAGCCUAUGUCUGAUGCAGACUUGAGUUCCAUCGUGGCCAAAACGGAUAUCGAUCAACUUUUUUCCACCCAGGUGCGUUUCUUCGCACUGACAUUCUGA
Molecule: messenger RNA, 2184 nt
Organism: Mycena indigotica
Lineage: Eukaryota; Fungi; Basidiomycota; Agaricomycetes; Agaricales; Mycenaceae
Exons: 4
Coding region: 1-2184 (727 amino acids)
Source: RefSeq, a predicted model, not a curated record